Molecule: messenger RNA, 528 nt
Organism: Cladocopium goreaui
Lineage: Eukaryota; Dinophyceae; Suessiales; Symbiodiniaceae
Source: the annotation of a GenBank genome assembly
AUGGCGGUAGCCCAAGAGAUUACGCCGUUCUUGUCUUUCGAAAGCCAGGCGGAGGAGGCGGCUAACUUUUACGUGUCGGUGUUCGACGAUGGAAAGAUCAUUCGCGAGAUUUGCAGCCCCGAGGUGCCAGGCGGACCGCCCUCGACGAUCAUCGGCGUCGACUUCCAGAUCGCCGGCAUGCAUUUCACCGCGUUGAACGUCGGUCAAGACUGGAAGUUCACCGAAGCACUUUCUUUGUUGGUUUCCUGCGACUCACAGAGAGAGAUCGACCACUUAUGGGAGCGGCUUACCGACGGCGGCGAGGAAGUGCAGUGCGGCUGGCUCAGAGAUCGCUACGGCGUCGCCUGGCAAAUCGCCCCCGGCGUACUCCUCGAAAUGAUCACCGACAAGGACCCCGCCAAAGCCCAACGCGCAUUCCAAGCCAUGACGCAAAUGGUGAAGCUGGAUCUUGCCGAACUCCAGCGAGCAUACUCAGGGGGGGGAGGCGAGUGUCCAGAGGGAGCGAUCAGAAGUGAGCGUGUUGUUUAG